AUGCCGCUCCCCCCGUUAGCCGGCUCCCUUGCGUACGGAGCACAAGUUGGGUUGCGGUCGACCCUGGAUGCCUCUCGCAGCGCGAAGCAGCCGUACUAUAUUAGUCUGGGGGAUCUUUCAGGCCAAUCCAGUCCUUGCCCGGCAUUUCCCCAGAGUUCCUUCGCUUCUCUGGAAAAAGUCACCGCUCCAAGUACGCCGUUUUCCUCGGUGACCAAGCGUGGGCAGGUUCCACCCUCGCCGUUUCCGGCCCCGCUGCCGUCGACGGAUUCCGCCUCAAGCACACACCUUUUGCCUCUUUGUUGCACGGCCACUCACCCGUACCGUCCCCUCUGCAGCUCGGAGUUUUCGCUUUUGCGGGCUUCAUCUCCAGUCGUCGGCGACGUCGUGCACGCGGACGAGGAAGUGCUUCUCGUCGCCGGCCUUCCGCGCUCCUUUCCGUUGGGCCCUGGAAACGGGAGUCAGAAUGUGUCUGGUUCCGAAGAAUCACGAGAAGGGAUUCUUUCUCAAACUCGCACACAGCUCUGGCUCCUUUGUUGCCCGCGCCGAACCGAAAUCCGUCAAUUCGCUCAGCGCCUUCACAGCUCUCGACCUGGGCAGAGUCCGUCGCCGCCCGUCGGCUCCUCAGGCACGUCAACUUCCCCUUCCCUUCCCGCAGCCUGUGCACUGUUUGGUGCGCCAGACGAAGAGGACGUCGGCGUCGUUUGCGCCCGAGGCGUCGUUCCAGACGGGUCCGUGAAGAGUCUUCUCACGCGCGUCGAUCGCCGCUGUCGCUGGCGGCUUCUUCGCGCAACGCCGGGCACUUGUGGCGGCGUGGAACAAUCUCGCGGUUCCUCCGAGAGUGUGUCCGACCCCGACUCGGCGAACGCGGACGGUCGCUCUGGCUCUGCGAGGUCCCCUCCCUCGUCCGUCUUGCAUCUAGACGAAGAGAUUCUCCUUCAGAAUUGCCACACGGGCCAGUUUCUCUCUCUGCGCAUCUCCGAUAACGGCGGAGAUGCUCAAAACUCUGCACGGCUUGUCGCCGUGGGGAAGCCCGCGUUUGCGUCGUCGGCAUCGGACGAAGACCGCGAGAAACGGCGACCCUCGGACCCAGGGUUCUUCAGAUUUCCUUCUGGCUCUCGGCUCUCUCAGUUCUCGUCUGCGUCUUGCCGCGGGGCAGUCAAGGCCAGUAAGCCGCUCUUUGACUCUGAAGCCUCUCCGCCCUGCAUGCACAGCGGCUGGCGCCUGGUGCCUGCAGGCGUGCGAGUUGCGCCGUCCUGGGAUCGCGUCGUGCCUCACAGCCUCCUCGGCCCGAGUGAAAUCGACGACUCCCUGCUAAAGCGGGAAAAGUUCCUGGGCGUGCCUUUGGCCAGCUUUAUCUCCAACGCGUCGCCCUUCGCCAAUCCGCCUCUCUCUCUCUCUCCCUACGUGGACGAGCCGACUCUGCAGGCCUCCGCGCAAGAGCGAGAAGGCGCCGCCGGCGAUCCUUCAUUGCGCGUUGCCGCUGCGGACCGGGCCCUGGCCGCGCGCUUUUCCGUCUCUGGUGCGGCGCGCUCCUCGGCAACGGGCGCCUCUGUUCGGCCUUCGCUGGCCGAAAGCUGGCGCUCUGUGGGCGCCGAGAGUUUGGGAGAAAACGAUUGGGUGAUGCGGCGACUCCACGCGGACUGGUCGGCGCUCUCGCGAGAGGUGAAGGAGCGGUUCCUCCUCGAAGACCUGCUGUUCUGCUUGUCGGGUCUUGACGGUACGCUCAUCCGCAUUCUCGCGAUUUCCUCGCAAGUUGAGCAGGAACCCGCGUCUACAAACGCGCCAGGCAGUCCUCCCCGCCCGGCACCCAGUGCGUCCCCGGAUCCGCCGCUCCCUUCCUUCCACUACUGGCUUCAUCCGCUGCUCCGUCUAGGCGGCCAGUCGCCGGACUUUGGAGAACUUUCCCGAGUGUCGACCGAUGGAGAUGACCGCUCCACGUCUCUCGUCCCUGGGCUUCCCGGCAGUUCUGGCCCGCCUGGUCCCUUUCACGCGUCCGAGUCGCGCGGCGGGCAUGCGUUCGCCUUGUCGGUUUCUCAAGCAGCCUCGGAAGACGCAGCUCUGAGCCAAAUGCUCCCACCGCUCUUGCCGGCCGCAUGCAGCCUGCGGCUUCUCCUCGUUUUCCUCGAGCUCGCCGGCAGGCGCAACAGUGCCUCGAAAGCUUCAGUGGUAGCUUUCGGCUCUUCCACGCGCGCGACGAGCCUCUCGGGCUGGGGCGGCGAGAUCGCCGAGGCGUUCUGUGGGGCGAUCAAGAAAAUCGUCGAGGAACUCGGGAUCCGCGUCGGCGUGUGGGAGGGCGAGAUCCGCAGGGGGCGCCUGACCCUCCAGGGCCUCAGAGCCCAACUGGGGCCGGUCGCGAGGGCCUUGGGCGUCGCCGAGGCGGUCGUGCGGGAGGCGUGGGGCAAGCGGGGUGGCGAACUCCUCGACGCAGCUGAAGAGGUGAAGAAGCGCCUGCCGUGCAACGACGCAAAUCAGGAAAUCUGCCGUUUCAUCUUUGAAAAAGCCGCUGCGCCUCUUGCGCGAAUCGUCGAGAACUGGGUCCACCAUGGCGUCCUCCAAGAUACUUACGGCGAAUUCUUCAUCCGCGAGGACCCGACGGUCGUCGCCGAGGGCGAGCCCACCUCAGAAUGGAGAGGCGCCUCUCUAGCUGCGUCCUUGUCUGGCGUGGCAACCUCAGGAAGUUCCCUCGAUCAGCCGUGGACCGAUUUCAGGCCCUGUGCAGGUGAAUGGUGCAGGCGGAGGUUCGUCCUUGUCGAGAGUCUGGUCCCGAACUCUUUAAAGCCGCACGCGCGAGAUAUUCACCGAGCCGGGCUGUACGUGUACGUUCUCAACAGCUGCAGCUACACAGGUUUGCCGCCGCCCGCGUCCUUUCUGCCGGCUGACGGGCGACCUGGCGCGUCGCCUUCGCUGUCUCCGCGUCUGCUUCCGCUCCUCCCCGCUGCGUGCGCACGGGCGUCUUCCCACCUCAUGCACUUUUUCUUUCACUCGCUGGAACUGCCUCGAACCCUCGAGCUGCUACACGAUUUCUUCCUCGUCGGGAGAGCCGAUUUCCUCCAGCACUUUUUUGAGUUUGCGGCGCCAGCCGACGGCGCUCUCUGCGCAGGCUCUGGGGCGCCAGGUCUCUCGGGCGGGGUCACGUGGCACGCAACGCUACAAGAAAUAGCCGGUCUGGAAGGGUGCAUGGAGCAAGCGAUUCGGAGCGUCAGUGGACUGGAAACACUGAAAGAGAAGAUCUCCUUCUUCAUGCAUCCCGUCCCUUCGCUGUGUGAAGCCGCCCAGCUCCUGGCGCAUGCACACGAAGAAGACAACUUGAGGACUCUCUUGGGGCUGUCCAAGUCCUCCGGAGUGAUCGGAGGCGAAGGCACAACGAACGGCAACAGCUCGACUCCCUUCCGCAGGCCCUCGCCGUCAGAGUGGUGCCGGCGAGUGUGUCUGCGGUACCGCUGCGGCUGGCCGCUCUCGCUCCUCUACACCAGCAAGGCUCUGUGCGGCUACGAGCUCGUCUUUCGACUUCUCCUGCAUCUUCACCUUGCGCAUCGCCAGCUGAAUCAGCUGUGGAUGCACAUCCACGAAACACGCAGCCUCUUCUCCUUUGCCGACAUGCCUGUCCAUCUUCGCCAAACUGUGGCGAUCGGCGAGGAGAUGCGCAUCUUCACGCGAAAUCUUCUUUUCUACGCCACCACAGAUGUUAUCGCCCUUCACUACUCUGCUCUACGGCGGCAUCUCCAGUCGCUUUCAUCUGUGGCCCUCGCGUGCUCGCCUGCGUCUGGUGGCGCGGCCUCGCCGACGUACUCCUUCGCAGAUGUCCAAGAACUGCAUGCGCGCUUUCUUUCGUGUCUCCUGCGCGACUUGUUUCUGGAGGAUCUCGGCCUGCUCCAGGCAGCCAGCAAAUGCUUGACGAUUUGCCUCGUCUUUAGUCGGCACGUCAGAAAGUUCUCCUUUGACCCUCCAGAUUUCCCUCUGCUGUCCACGAGAGGCUUGCUCGCCUCGACUUCCCUCGCACCCAAGAGCGACGCAGCUGGCGAGGCCGAGCGGGGACUGUCGGAGACGGAACCCCGCGAAGCGCGCAAUGCAUGCGAGAACGGCGCGGGAGCGCAAGCGAAGGCGCCUGGAAUGAACUCGCGAGAACGGAUCCGCGCAGCCCGACGCCAGCAAGUUCGCGCGACGGUCGACAGCGCAGGCUUCGGGGGCAUGGUGCGGAGUGCCGGGACGAGCUUCCGAGAAAACUUUGCAGAGUUUCUCAGCAAACUGGAGGCCUUCAGCAACCGGUUUCCCGCCUCGCCGAGCGCUCACCUGCUCUUCCGCUUCAAUUUCAACGACUGUCUCUCUGCCCGGUCGCGUGCGCCUUCCCAAACGGCUUCUGUCUCGAGGCCGUCGCAGGCUCGCAUGCAUCCCUCGUCGGGAGAGGAAAGUGUCAGCGGAUUGCCUCCGAAGACCGGCGUCUGGACAGGCGACAGAGAAGCCGCUCCUGUCUCUUCGUGGCAUCGUGGCGACAAGUUGCGCCCAGGGUCGCCGCCUUUGCUACCGCCUUCCCGAGCUCUGUCCUCCCACGCCCGUGAGAAAAGUGCAGAGGAGGGAAACGAGGAAGGCCUUCUGGAGAGAGAAGGCGGGUGGAAGCCGCGACAGCCCUCCACGCCGAGGCAGACUGUCACGUCUGUCCUGUCUGGGAUUGAUGGACCUUCAACUUCCCGAAGAACUGGAGCUUUCGAGCGACCGCCUCCCUUCCCAGAGACGAUUGCAACUUCGCUUCGACAAGGUGGUGCAUCUGCGUCGUCGCGUGCUGGAGAAGGUCUGGGCGGUCGAGGCGUCUCUGCUUCUCCGUUUCAGGUUCCGUCUUCGGUAUUUUCCACUGGUGACAGCGGGAGGAGCGCGGCGGGGCAGAGUCGCACGCGCGAGGGAGCCGACGAAGAGGAAGACGGCGGAGUGAGGGCGAGAGAGAGGUUUUCAGUGGCAGGCGGCAAGAACAGGACUCGAGAUCUGGGGCAUGCUUCGGACGAAGGACUGAGCGACGAAGUGGGGGAAACGUACUCUGUAGUAAGUGAGGAAGACGGCGAGGACGAAGACUUCGACGCAGCCCUGCGGUCGUUUCAAGAACGGAUUCGUGGGGAAGGAACGCGCGGCGCCCGCGAUAGAAAGGCUCGGAAAUCUUUUUCUCAGGGCGGGGAAGAGGAGUUCGUGGCUGCAUGCAGGAGCUCGGAGAGCGACUCGGAAGAUUUCCACGACACCGGAGACAUCGAUGGGUCUGAAGAGGAGCGAUCUUCCCUGGGAGACGACGCCGGCAGUGAAGACGAACCUCGACGGAGAAGAGACUCCGCGUUCUCUGAGGAGUUCUACGAUGAAGACGGCAAUGAGUCCCUGCUGGACGAGGAAGAAGGUGAACCGGAACCGCGAAUAGCAGAAAAAGGGAGCGCACCAGAGCACCACCAGGAAGAAGGAUAUGCGGCAGCCUUCCUUCGAAGUCGAGACGAUGUCGGGCGAUGA
This is a messenger RNA of Neospora caninum, 5478 nucleotides long. RefSeq names its product putative gamma-tubulin complex component 2. Gene Ontology annotation, molecular function: microtubule minus-end binding; gamma-tubulin binding. NCBI's taxonomy places the organism in Eukaryota, Apicomplexa, Conoidasida, Eucoccidiorida, Sarcocystidae. Gene Ontology annotation, biological process: mitotic cell cycle; spindle assembly; microtubule nucleation. Gene Ontology annotation, cellular component: centrosome; gamma-tubulin small complex; spindle pole. The coding region runs from base 1 to 5478 and encodes 1825 amino acids. The record is from RefSeq and is a predicted model, not a curated record. The transcript has 9 exons.